UAAACCUCCACUGCAUCCAACCAACACGACGAUUCGACGAUACAGGCGGUCCACCUUCAGUGGAAUCCGUUUCGUUGCAAAGCCUUGAAAGCCUUGAACCCUUGAUAUAUGAUAGCUCACAGUCAAGCACCACUUGAUCACUAGCUGUCAAUGAGAUCGUGCCUCACCCAAAACCUUAUUCAAAACCCACAUCAUGUCCUUUACCAGACUCCGAGCUCUGGCUCUCUAUAAAGAACUUCAUCGCCUUGGGAGAGAUUAUCCAGAUCCGUCCUACGACUUUCAUGGCAAGCUGAGAAGGUUAUACGAAAAGAACCGAAAUCUCACGGAUCCGGUUGAGAUUGAGAACGCGCUCAAAUUGGGGGAAUACAUCAAGAAUGAAACUCUUGCCCUCUACUCUUUGCGAAAAUACCGUCACCUGAAGAGGAUGUAUCCCGGCUCAACCUUCGAUCCACUUUCCUAAAAUCCCGUUUCCCACAUGAGACUGACGUGUCAUCACCCCGUCAGUUAGUCUGAAAUACACUCGACAGCGCAGGAGAGCACGCUAUGAUUGGCUGACUACAACUCAGAUACACUAGCACCUCACUAGCUCUUUGUAAAGGAGUAAAUAAUCUCAACAGAGAAGAACGUUUGUAUCUAGACCACACGCGAGCCGCAAAACAGCAAUCUAUACGUCAGAGCGGCCCGAAUAGGA
Marasmius oreades (fairy-ring Marasmius) is the source of this 691-nucleotide messenger RNA. RefSeq lists its product as uncharacterized. Lineage: Eukaryota; Fungi; Basidiomycota; Agaricomycetes; Agaricales; Marasmiaceae. The record is from RefSeq and is a predicted model, not a curated record. Gene Ontology annotation, biological process: respiratory electron transport chain. Gene Ontology annotation, cellular component: mitochondrion. The transcript is spliced from 4 exons. The coding region runs from base 194 to 460 and encodes 88 amino acids.